AUGUCUCUGAAGUAUGGGCUGAACCUCAAGAAAAAGGCGCAGGCGCCGACUCGACGAACACUUUUAGACGAUGAGGACGGCGAUGAUGACGAGCCAGAGCACUCUGGACCAGCUGAAGAAGAAAUCACCACAUUUGGCGGCAAGGCGCCUUCAAAACCAGCACCUGGCUUGAAUCGACCAAAGCCUAAGCUGCCGCCGAAGAAGGACGAUGAUGAAGAUUCGCGGCAAGACCUGUCAGCUUUGAGAGCCGCGAAAGCGCAAGUCAAAGCUGCAGAAGAAGUAGAUUCGUCAAUCUUCGACUACGACACAUUCCACGAUGCGAAGACAUCCGUGACAGAGGCAAAGAAAGCUGCGGAGAAGCAGGAUGCUAUUGAGCGAAAGCCAAAGUACAUUGGCAACUUGCUAGAUGCUGCUUCACGGCGAAAACAAGACCAGCAGAUCGCGCGUGAGAAGCUAUUGCAGAAAGAGCGCGAAGCGGAAGGUGACGAAUUCGCCGACAAGGAGAAGUUCGUCACAGGUGCGUAUAAGGCGCAGCAGGAAGAGACGAGGAGAUUGGAGGAGGAAGAGAAGAAGAAGCAAGAAGAAGAGGAGAAGCGGAAGAGGCAAAUGGGUGGUGGCAUGCAGGGCUUCUAUCGCACGAUGAUGGACCAACAGGAGCAGCAGCAUAAGGCAGCUCUUGAGGCCGCUGAGAAGGCAGAGAAGGAAGGUGUCAAGCUGGCUCAAGACGAGGAGAAGCGCAAGUCCGAUGCAGAACUGGCUGCAGAAGCGCGUGCAAAGGGUAUCAAUGUGCACGUUAACGAGGAUGGCCAGAUCACGGAUAAGCGAGAGCUGCUCACAGCUGGUUUGAAUGUUGCGCCAUCAGGCAAAUCCUCUGGUCAGGGCGGCUCGGAUCACCUGCGAAGCGAUAAGAGGCAAGCACAAUCUGCCUUCCCAUUACGAAACGCUUCCUCUCAGCAAGCUUCUCGUGAGCGGCAAACUCGAAUUAUGGAGGAGCAGCUUGCUGAGCGUGCGAAGCGCGCGAGAGAGGAGGAAGAGGAAGAACGCGCUCGGCAAGAGAAGGCCGCCAAAUCCACCAAGACCGAGAAGGACAUUGGCGACGCGAAGGCACGUUAUCUUGCCCGAAAGGCUGCGAGAGAGCGUGGCGAGGCAUGA
Pseudocercospora fijiensis CIRAD86 is the source of this 1152-nucleotide messenger RNA. RefSeq lists its product as uncharacterized. Bases 1 to 1152 code for a protein of 383 amino acids. The record is from RefSeq and is a predicted model, not a curated record. Gene Ontology annotation, biological process: regulation of alternative mRNA splicing, via spliceosome. Lineage: Eukaryota; Fungi; Ascomycota; Dothideomycetes; Mycosphaerellales; Mycosphaerellaceae. The transcript has a single exon.